This is a messenger RNA of Odontomachus brunneus, 730 nucleotides long. RefSeq names its product U6 snRNA-associated Sm-like protein LSm3 (gene LSm3). NCBI's taxonomy places the organism in Eukaryota, Metazoa, Arthropoda, Insecta, Hymenoptera, Formicidae. The record is from RefSeq and is a predicted model, not a curated record. The transcript is spliced from 3 exons. Gene Ontology annotation, molecular function: RNA binding. Bases 195 to 506 code for a protein of 103 amino acids. Gene Ontology annotation, cellular component: Lsm1-7-Pat1 complex; catalytic step 2 spliceosome; P-body. Gene Ontology annotation, biological process: P-body assembly; mRNA splicing, via spliceosome.
CUGUGGCGACAUCUGUAGCCACCAGAAGCGUCAAAAUGGCAGCUCGUGUUAUUGGAGUGUUCCACCGGCGGUAAACUUGUUAUAUCGCAAUUACGUGAUACUUGAAUUUUGCACGUUAAUUAAAUAAUUAACGUCCUGAUUGUAUUGUUAACGCAAAGUAAUACCCAGUUCCCUCAAGACUACGACAUUUUACGAUGGCUGAUGAGGCGGAACAGGUUCCGGCGAUAAACGUGAAGGAGCCGCUGGAUCUCAUAAGACUGAGCCUGGACGAACGAAUUUACGUGAAGAUGCGAAACGAGAGAGAGCUCCGAGGACGUCUACAUGCUUAUGAUCAGCAUUUAAAUAUGGUGCUGGGCGAAGCAGAGGAAACUGUCACUACAGUAGAGAUCGACGAAGAGACAUACGAGGAGGUGUAUCGCACCACGAAGAGGAACAUCUCUAUGUUGUUUGUGCGUGGCGAUGGCGUUAUUCUGGUGUCACCACCUAGCAUGAGAGCACCGAUAUAAAAUUAUUACUAACGUCUGUUGUGAUUUUUCCAAGUUACAAACACAUAAGUGUAAUGCAAACUGAAACUCGAACGUUGUUAACGUUAAUGAGAAACUUUCGAUACUUGAUUACAGACUGUGAAAACGACGUAAUAUAUACAUAUAUACAUAAAAAAAAGAUAUAUAAGAUUCUGAGAAGAUGGUUUGAUUGUGAAUGAUAAUAAAAAGUGUAUUCUUAUAAUGUA